AAUCAAGUUGCUUAGUGUCAAGAGUAACUUUUAACGGUGAACAACAUCAACAAGAAAAGUUUCAUCUUUAAUGAGGACCUUUUUUUCACGUUUCUAGUGUUUUAUGUACUGAUCUAAACUGACAGCGAAUAUCAAGUGUAAUCAACUAAUUUAAUGUUAUCAAUCACCAUCCGUCAAUCACUUUUCAAAAUGGAUUUAUUCAUCAUUUCAUUCUUUUAUUCAUUCAUGAUAUCUAUUUUUCAAUUAUAUAUGAUUGACUGUUUGAAAAUAAAAAGUAUUUAUGUGCCCAAAGCGAUAACAAUCGGCGAAUCAGCUUGGUUAAACUGUUCAUAUGAAUUGGAAAAUGAUAAUCUCUAUUCAAUAAUAUGGUUCAAGGCAAAUCUUCAUGAUAUUAAUUUAAAAGACAAGAAACAGUUUUAUCGUUAUGUUCACAAUCAGGAUCCACCAGCAAGUACAUAUGAAACUCCUGGAGUUUAUAUUGAUGAAACCAAAUCAACUCGAGGAAGUGUUUAUUUGUACAAAAGUGAUCUUACCACUGAAGGAAAAUACAUCUGUGAAGUAAUUGCCGAUUCACCUUCAUUUCAAACAGUUACUCGAACUGACGACAUGAGAGUUCAUUAUUUACCAGAAAGUGGUCCAACAAUCGAACCUACGACAGCAACGAUAGCAAAUGUUGACUACAUCAAUGUUACCUGUAAAAGUGGUCCUUCCAAGCCAAAGGCUCGUCUCUCUUGGUACAUCAAUGAAGCUCUAGCACCUAAACAAUAUGUUUAUGAUGAAGAUUAUCUGUACAGUUCUAAAGAUACUUCGAAUGGUUUGAAGUCUUCACAAGUGCGACUUUUAUUUCCCGUUUUUCAACAUCACCCAAAUGAAAACUAUUAUCGACUUCGAUGUGAAUCUCAAUUUGUACAAAGUUUCUCUGAAAUAGCUCAGAUUUCAAUUAAACCUCUAAACCAAAGGUCAAAUGAUAAUUUUACUGCAGCUUUCAUCAUUGGAGCCAUGCGUCCUUCAUCAGGUCGAAACACUGAAUCAAUCAAUUCGAAUAACGAUUCAGUGAUUAGUAAAGAAGGAGAUUUGCGAAUUGACGGGUUAAAAACAACUUAUCACUCUAAGGAUCGAGUCAACUUGACCUGUCGAAGUGGCAAAUCUCCAGUUCGCUCAACUCCAACUAAACUUACUUGGUUAAUCAACAAUGUUGAGGCAAAUCCAGAAAUGGUUCAAACAUAUCCAGUCGAUUCAUUGGGAAAUUCAGCAUUGGGUUUAUCCUUUAAUCUGAAUCAAUCUUUUCUUAAUAAAUGGUCAGAUGUCGAUGAUCCUAAACGGUCCAAGAUUAUCCUUAAAUGUUAUGCUCUUUAUGAAGAGAUAUUAUUUCAAUCGAGUAAAGAGCAAACAAUUAGACGGAUAACGAGGGAAUCGAAGAGUGAAUCUGCCGCUGUCAACACUGCCGAUCAAGUUACAAUGAAUUCUGGUGCUGGCUCAAGGUUGCGCUUUGUUGAUCAAAUAAUGAAACUUUUAAUCACAAUUUUGGUCAUUCUGUGACCAGAAAAGAAAACUGAAUCGAGUCAUUUAAAAAAGAAAUGUAAAUAGAGUAAAUAUAUUUUUUGGUGAUUCUUUAAUCUGCUUGCGAAUAAGGAUUCAAAUGUGUACAAAACUCGUGAAACGAAAUUAACUUGCGACUAAUGAUGCCAAAAGGCAAUGACAUUAAUGAAACUCUGUUUGAAUGAAUGAAAAAUUGUAAAAUCAAAACUUUUAUUUACUGCAAAAAUAAACUUUUUUCUGAAAAAA
Messenger RNA from Tetranychus urticae (two-spotted spider mite), 1785 nucleotides. RefSeq lists its product as uncharacterized. Lineage: Eukaryota; Metazoa; Arthropoda; Arachnida; Trombidiformes; Tetranychidae. The record is from RefSeq and is a predicted model, not a curated record.